AUGGCAACACUUCCCCUUGCCGCACCACCGCCAGAUCAGAUGAAGCGACUCUUGCGGCCUGGGCCUCAGCCAAGCACUCCAGCACCACGAUGCGGCCUUUAUGCAUGGCUACCUCAUUCCGAUCCCUGGCCAUCUCGGCCCGUACAGCAUUCUGGAUCGUGGAG
This is a messenger RNA of Pelobates cultripes (western spadefoot toad), 164 nucleotides long. The record is from the annotation of a GenBank genome assembly. NCBI's taxonomy places the organism in Eukaryota, Metazoa, Chordata, Amphibia, Anura, Pelobatidae.